Molecule: messenger RNA, 675 nt
Organism: Entamoeba invadens IP1
Lineage: Eukaryota; Evosea; Mastigamoebida; Endamoebidae
Exons: 1
Source: RefSeq, a predicted model, not a curated record
CUUUUCAUUGUACUGAGUAGAUACCCAUUGUUUCAAUCAAGAUAUAACAUUCCAAUCGCAAUUUCAAAUCUUAAAGAAUUUUGUACAUAUAUAGAAGUUUCUGGUAAAGAUAUUUCAAAAAGGUAUAAAAUUGUUUUAUAUAAAGAUUUUAGUGACAGUGAAAUACACAUAGAAGGCGAAGAAUUAAAAUCCGAAACCCCAAAGACACAUUUCCCGGUUAGACCAAUUUCUCCAACAACACAAGAACAUGGUGCCAUUAGAAGAGGACUAAAAAGACAAAAACCGGUCCAAAAUCGACCAAUUGGAUUUUUAAGAAAGCCCGAAUCAGAUUAUUCAAAUCCAUUUGAUGCCAUCGAACCUCAAGACGAAGGAGCAGUGGGCGGUUAUGAUUCAGAUCGAAGGAGUUAUUCCGUGCCCAAAUCUCCAAGCCUUUCUGAAGAUUAUCAACUUCCUUAUAAUGAUUUAUCAAACACUGUAAAACGGAAAGAAUCUACAACAAGUUCCCAUUCAAAAACAUCUUUAAAAGAAGGUUCUAAAAAUGAAGGAAUUUACUAUCCUAUUUGGAAACAAGAUAAAGAAGAACAAAAAGUUGAUUACUCAGCUGUACGAACACUUGGAGGAAACAAAGAAGACGAACAAACAAUUUAUUCAACCGUUCAACACAAACAUAAGUAA